Gasterosteus aculeatus aculeatus (three-spined stickleback) is the source of this 4257-nucleotide messenger RNA. Lineage: Eukaryota; Metazoa; Chordata; Actinopteri; Perciformes; Gasterosteidae. The record is from RefSeq and is a predicted model, not a curated record.
CUCACCUGUGUGAGAACGCGCGCGAGCUCCGUGCUGCGGCCAGUGGCGACGGCGGCGCGCUUGCAUUCCUGCACGCGCACUCCCGGUGCAACGGAACGAAAGUGGACGCGGGGGGACAAACCUCUGGAAAUAUCAAUCGUUUGCAACGGAAAUAACCGACGAAAAAUAAACUAAAACACGCCAACAGUACCGGGGGAGCGCGUAGAGGCACCGGGGACAGCGGGCAGAGGCACUGGGGGUUCGGUAAAGUGCAGCCGGUAACGCCACGUCGACUGGAAGAAAGAACCCAACAGGUCGGACACGUCGGUCCGAACUGGGCUUCCUUCAGCCAUGCUGGACCCGUCCUCCAGCGAGGACACCGGCGGCGAGUCCGACCUAGAAGCCGCCCAGGAGGCUCCGAAGAAAGCGGCGGCCGGACCGGCGGGGAAGCGCGGGGAAAACAACAACAGCCGGCCGGGCGCCCAGCGGCGUCGGUCCGGCGCACCUGGAGCUGAACCCGGUGCAGGUGCUCCAGCCUGCGGGGCUGCAGGUGAGGAGGAGGAGGAGGAGAGGAAAGAGCGGGAGCGCAUCAAGAAGGAGGAAGAGGACCGGAAGAUGAAGCUGCAGAUUUACGUGUUCGUGCUGCGGUGCAUCGCGUACCCGUUCAACGCUAAGCAGCCCACCGACAUGGCCCGGCGGCAGCAGAAGGUGAACAAGCAGCAGCUGCAGGCGGUGAAGGAGCGUUUCCUGGCCUUUCUCAGCGGGGAGACGCAGAUUGUGGCGGAUGAAGCUUUCUGCAACGCCGCAAGGAGCUACUACGAGGGCUUCCUGAAGAGCGAGCGCGUCUCCCGGAUGGUCCACGGCGGCGGCUGCUCGGCCAGUGACUUCCGCGAGAUCUUCAAGAAGAACAUCGAGCGGCGCGUCCGCAGCCUCCCGGAGAUCGACGGCCUGAGCAAAGAGACGGUCCUCAGCUCCUGGAUCGCCAAGUACGACGCCAUCUACCGGGGGGAGGAGGACGCGCGGCGCCCGUCCCAGCGGGCCCACCUGAGCGCCGCGUCGGAGCUCAUCCUCAGCAAGGAGCAGCUGUACGAGAUGUUCCAGCAGAUCCUCGGCAUCCGCAAGUUCGAGCACCAGCUGCUGUACAACGCCUGCCAGCUGGACAACGUGGAUGAGCAGGCGGCUCAGAUCCGCAGAGAGCUGGACGGAAGGUUACAGCUGGCCGAGAAGAUAUCCAGGGACGGGAGACACCCGAAGUUCGUCUCGGCUGACAUGGAGCCCCUCUACGUGGAGGAGCUGCGCUCCGCGGUCAACCUGCUCAUGGCCAACCUGGAGAGCCUGCCGGUGUCCAAAGGAGGUCCGGACUUCAAGCAGAAGCUCAAACGCUCCACCAUGAACAACUCCUUCCUGGACAUGGGAGACGAGGGAGACGUCCUGUCCAAGUCCGACGUCGUGCUGUCCUUCACUCUGGAGAUUGUGAUCGUGGAGGUCCAGGGUCUGAAGUCCGUGGCUCCGAACCGGGUGGUGUACUGCACCAUGGAGGUGGAGGGAGGAGAGAAGCUGCAGACGGACCAAGCCGAAGCCUCCAGACCACAGUGGGGGACCCAGGGGGACUUCACCACUACCCACCCGCUGCCCUCCGUCAAGGUGAAGCUGUUCACCGAGAGCACCGGGGUGCUGGCGCUGGAGGACAAGGAGCUGGGCCGGGUGGUCCUGAAUCCAACUACCAAUGGACCGAAGCAGGCCGACUUCCACCGGAUGGUUGUCCCCAAGAGCAGCCAGGACACCGAACUGAAGAUCAAGCUGGCCGUCCGCAUGGACAAGCCCCCCAACAUGAAGCACAGCGGGUAUCUGUACGCAUCAGGACAGAGAGUCUGGAAGCGCUGGAAGAAAAGAUACUUUGUUCUCGUCCAGGUGAGUCAGUACACCUUUGCCAUGUGCAGCUACAGAGAGAAGAAGGCGGAGCCUCAGGAGCUGAUGCAGCUGGAGGGCUACACGGUGGACUACAGCGACCCUCAGCCAGGCCUGCAGGGCGGCCGCGUCUUCUUCAACGCCGUCAAGGAGGGCGACCUGGUGAUGCUGGCGUGUGACGACGAGCAGGACCGGAUGCUGUGGGUCCAGGCAAUGUACCGGGCCACCGGGCAGUCCUACAAACCGGUCCCCCCCCCCCAGAACAAGACCACCAACUGCAGAGGAGGACUCCAGAAGCCGGCGUCGCCUAUUAGUCUGGACCCGUCCCAGCGGCAGGGCGUGGAGGGUUUGAUCUCGGCGGCUCCGUGCCACUUCGACCACGCCGCCCUCUUCAGCGUCCUGCAGAAGCGAACUCUGCAGCACCGCAUGAACGACUCCUUCUCCUGCCUGGGGUGGUUCAGUCCCGGGCAGGUGUUCGUCCUGGACGAGUACUGCGCCCGCUAUGGCGUGCGAGGCUGCCACCGCCACCUGAGCUACCUGAGGGACCUGAUGGAGUACUCUGAGAGCAAUGCGCUGGUGGACCCCACGCUGCUCCACUACAGCUACGCCUUCUGCGCCUCCCACGUGCACGGAAACAGGCCCGAUGGGAUGGGGACGGUGACCGCGGAGGAGAAGCAGGACUUUGAGGCCAUCAGGGGACGCAUCGUGUCUCUGCUGGAGAACCAGAUCACACAUUUCAGGUACUGCUUUCCCUUUGGACGACCAGACGGGGCCCUGAAGGCAACGCUCUCGCUGCAGGAGCGGGUUCUGAUGAAGGACAUCACCACGCCGGUCCCUCCAGAGGAGAUCAAGAACCUGGUGCGGAGAUGUUUGGAGAACGCUGCUCAAAUCAACUACAGUCAGCUGAUUGAGUACGCGCAGGUUAAAGCCGAUCCGCAGGCGUCUACGGGGAAGCGUCUGGAGGACGCGAUGCGUCUGGGGGAGCUCUGCAUGGAGGUCCUGCAGCAGAACGACGAGCAUCACUCCGAGGGAAGAGAGGCGUUCUCGUGGUGGCCGGAGCUGAUGGCGGAACACGCCGAGGCCUUCCUGUCUCUGUACAGAGCCGACAUGGACGCCGCUCUGCAGGUGCAGCCCGUGGACUCCUGGGACAGCUUCCCGCUGUUCCAGCUCCUCAACAACUUCCUGCAAACGGACCCUCACCUGUGCAACGGCACCUUCCACAAACACCUGCAGGCCCUGUUCGUCCCCCUGGUUGUGCGCUACAUCGACCUGAUGGAGUCGUCCAUCGCCCAGUCCAUCCACCGCGGCUUUGAGCAGGAGACAUGGCAGUCGGUCAAGUCCUUAACUCACAAUCUAGCCAGCGUUCCUCUUCCCAAAGUCCCGAGCCUCCCUCUCACGCUGCCACAGAUGCCCAGCUUCUCAGCCCCCGCCUGGAUGGGCCCGCUGUGUGAGAACACCUUUCACGGGAUGAAUCUGCCUGACGUCUUUAACGGCUCGGCCACCUCGGAGGACCUGUUCUGGAAGCUGGAUGCUCUGCAGAUGUUCGUGCUGGACCUCCACUGGCCGGAGGCCGAGUUUGCUAAACAUCUGGAGCAGAGACUGAAGCUGAUGGCCAGCGACAUGAUGGAGGCCUGCAUCAAGAGAACAAAAUCGGCGUUUGAUUCCAAAAUGCAGAAAGCGAGCAAGUCGACGGACUUCCGCGUGGCGCUGUCGGUCUGCACCAUGUUCAACGUGCUGAUGGACGCCAAGAAGCAGUGCUCCAAACUCUGCGUGCUGGACACGGGCCAGGAGAUUGACAAACAAUGGCAACAAUACCACUCCAAAAUCGAUGUUCUGAUUGACGAGGCGUUCAAAGACAUGAUCUCUUCCCUCGUAAUGAAGCUCGCGGCGGUCUUGGACGGCGUCCUCUCCAAGCUGUCGAGAUACGAUGAAGGGACAUUCUUUUCUUCCAUCCUCUCCUUCACCAAACCCGGGAUGGAUCUGGCCGACACCUACAUCACCUUCAUACGGCAGAACCAGGACAUCCUGCGCGACCGCAUCAACGACGAGCUGCACGUGGAGGAGGUGUUUGAGCAAUGGUACAGCAGCUCCAUGAAGGUUGUGUGCGUCUGGCUGGCGGACAGACUGGACCUGCAGCUCCACACGUACCAGUUGAAGACGCUCAUCAAGAUUGUCAAGAAGACGUACCGUGACUUCAGGCUGCAGGGCGUCCUGGACGCCACGCUGAACAACAAGAGCUACGAGACCGUCUACACGCGGCUGGCGGGCGAGGAGGCCACGGCGGCCGUCAAGUCCGGGGACGGCCUGCAGGGCAUCAGCAUGAGGGACAGCGACGAGGAGGACGACUGAAGCCCCCCUUCGGGGUCUCUG